AAGCCAGUUCCACUGUAGAUCUCAACUAUAAAAUGAUGCUGCUCUCCUAAGUGUGAAUGGAGUGAUCAUGGGUUUCUCUUGCCUUAAUCUCACCAUCAUUCCUAAAAAUUUGGAACAUGGAGAGGACAGUUGAGAAUGGAGAGGGAGUGAAAAUAAGAGAAGGUGCACAUGGGAAUUGAUGUAUGUUCAGUUCCUUUCUUGUCUUUCUUAAAAGUCUAACAGGAUUCUCUCCCUCCCCCCAACUCCCAAACAGGUCAGGAAGACGAUGGUCAGGAUUCUACGGAGCCAUCUGUGAAUUCAUUGGGAAGAACAAAGAAACAGUUUAAAUGCAGGGAAUGUGGAAUGUGCUUUAGUCACUGUAGAAAAAUGAGGAUACACCAACAAACUCACACAGGGGAGAAACCAUUUGAAUGCAUGGAGUGUGGAUGGAGCUUCAGUCACAGUGGAGCCCUCAGAACACAUCAGCGAACUCACACUGGGGAGAAACCGUUUAAAUGUAUUGAAUGUGGAAAGAGCUUCAGUCAGAACGGAACACUUAGAAUACACCAACGAACUCACACUGGGGAGAAACCAUUUAAAUGUAUUGAAUGUGGAAAGAGCUUCAGUCAGAAUGGAGCACUUAGGAGACAUCAACAAAUUCACAUGGAGGAGAAACCAUUUAAAUGUAUGGAGUGCGGAGAGGGGUUCAGUCACAGUGGAGCACUUACGAUGCAUCAACGAACUCACACUGGGGAGAAACCGUUUAAAUGUAUUGAAUGUGGAAAGAACUUCAGUGAAAGUAGAAACCUUAGAAUACAUCAACGAACUCACACUGGGGAGAAACCAUUUAAAUGCACUGAAUGUGGAAAGAGCUUCAGUCAGAAUGGAGCACUUAGGAGACACCAACGAACUCACACUGGGGAGAAACCAUUUAAAUGUAUUGAAUGUGGAAAGAGCUUCAGUUAUAGUGGAGAACUUAGAAUACAUCAUCGAACUCACAUGGGGGAGGAACCAUUUAAAUGCAUUGAAUGUGGAAAGAGCUUCAGUCAAAGUAGAAACCUUAGAAUACAUCAACAAAUUCAUACAGGGCAGAAACCAUUUAAAUGUAUUGAAUGUGGAAAGAGCUUCAGUCAGAAUGGAGCACUUAGGAGACAUCAACAAAUUCACAUGGAGGAGAAACCAUUUAAAUGUAUGGAGUGCGGAGAGGGGUUCAGUCACAGUGGAGCACUUACGAUGCAUCAACGAACUCACACUGGGGAGAAACCGUUUAAAUGUAUUGAAUGUGGAAAGAACUUCAGUGAAAGUAGAAACCUUAGAAUACAUCAACGAACUCACACUGGGGAGAAACCAUUUAAAUGCAUUGAAUGUGGAAAGAGCUUCAGUCAGAAUGGAGCACUUAGGAGACACCAACGAACUCACAUGGGGGAGGAACCAUUUAAAUGCAUUGAAUGUGGAAUGAGCUUCAGUCGUAGUGCAGAACUUAGAAUACAUCACCGAACUCCCAAGGGGGGAAACCAUUUAAAUGUAUUGAAUGUGGAAAGAGCUUCAGUUAUAGUGGAGAACUUAGAAUACAUCAUCGAACUCAUACGGCAGAGAAACCAUUUAAAUGCUUUGAAUGUGGAAAGAGCUUCAGUAAAAGUGGAAACCUUAGAAGACAUCAACGAACUCACACGGGGGAGAAACCAUUUGAAUGCAUGGAAUGUGGAAAGAGCUUCAGUCAAAGUGGAGACCUUAGAAUACAUCAACGAAUUCAUACGGCAGAGAAACCCUUUAAAUGUAUUGAAUGCGGAAAGAGUUUCAGUCAUAGUGGUGCCCUUAGAAAACAUCAACGAACUCACACGGGGGAGAAACCAUUCAAAUGCAUUGAAUGUGGAAAGAGCUUCAGUAGUAGUGGAUACCUUAGAAUACAUCAACGAACUCACACGGGGGAGAAACCAUUUGAAUGCAUGGAGUGCGGAAAGAGCUUCAGUCAAAGUGGAACCCUUAGAAUACAUCAACGAUCUCACACGGGGGAUAAACCAUUUAAAUGUAUUGAAUGUGGAAAGAGAUUCAGUCAAAGUAGAAACCUUAGAAUACAUCAACAAAUUCAUACAGGGCAGAAACCAUUUAAAUGUAUGGAGUGUGGAAAGAGCUUCAGACAGUGUGGAGACCUUAAUAUUCAUGAGCGAAUUCACCCAGGUGAAAAGCCAUAUCAAUGUAUGCAGUGUUCCACUCAAGGUUCACUCUUUACUUCACAUCAAGAAACUCAUAAAGGCCGAAAUCAAUUUUAAAUGCAUGGAAUCUGUGUGAUGUUCUGGUGUUGGUAUUUAAAUUUGUAUACACAUAUAUAUGUAUUAAAGUAAUGAGGGUCACAUAUACUGAAUGUAGAAAAGAAGUUGCAAGUUGUUGCUAGAUAAACGGGGAGAGUGUGAAUCUGGAAUGCUCAAGGUGUGUGAUGAAUCUGUUGAGUUUUGACCUCCGCCCUUCAAUGCCAAAAUGAUGGGGUGCCCUUGUCUUGUGGAUCAGCAUCUGUCAGCUUCAGGGAAAUGGGAUACCUCAGAUGUUGGGAAACAACGCCCAUAAGCCUCAGCCCAUAUGGCCAAGAUUGAUUGGAGUUGUAGUUCAAAAGCUCAAGGGGGGAAAAUCUCAUGUGUCCUACAACGUUUCAUUAUGAAUAAUUAUAGGUAAAACUUUUGUUGAUACAGAGCUCAUUUUUAGCUUCCAGGAGCAGCUGGUCACUUCUGCUUUAUAAACAAACCCAAAUAUAUUGACACACUUUACAUUAAAACCAAAUUUCAGAACAGAGACAAUUUUUUUUUUAAAAGCCCCUUUUUUUCUUUACAAACCAUUAUCUUCUCAAUCCAAGAUUUGCUUUUCAUAUGUAUAAAAAUACUUGGUUAGCAAGGGGGGUACAGAAAUAAUAAUAAAAAAGCUACAAUAAAAGCAUUAUCAGCAUUUAAAAAGAAAUGCUAGUGGAUGUUCAAGGCAUUGAGUUACAAAUUAAGGCAAAGAUCAACCAUUCUGCAAGCUGUUCCCCAUCCAGUAUUUCCCAGCUUCUGCCUUCUGAACUAUGUUCCUCUGCAAACCACUGUUCCAAAUCUGUACAGUCCUCCUGCUCCUGGGAAGAUUCGGGGGAGGCUCCCACGAAUGCGCCUCAGUGCAGCUCUCCUCAGCUGGGUCCCUGGUUAGGUUUUGGUUUAGGGGAGCAAGCAUGGGCCUGGACCUUGGGUGGGGGCGAGGGGAGAAGGGAAGAGAAGUAGAGGGGAUGCUUUUUCUGCGCAAGGCUAGUUCUUGUUUCUCCCAAGUAUGCACCUGUAAUCAGCGAGUGUGCAUUUAGCGGGAGUGUAUCCCUUUGUCUUGGAGUGCAAGAUUAUUCAGAAGGCCUUAGAGCAAAGCGCGUGUAUCGCAUAUGUUAAGUUGAUUGCAGCCUUUUUAAAAAUUAAUAUUCUUUAUUGAUUAAAAAAUUUGCAUGUCUAUACAAACAUUAUGUACAAUCUCUUAACAGGUAGAAAAAACAAAAUAAUAGAAAAUAGAAUAUUUAUAAAGAAAGAAAAAAAUAAAGAAUUAACAAAGAUAAGAAACCAAGAAAUAAUAGUAAGAAUAAAAGACAAAGUUAUUUACAUAGUAAAACUACUCAUCGACACAGUCCUUCCCAUCCUUCUCAUUAUACUGUUUGAUAUAACAUCCUUUUCACACAGGCUUACAUUAUAUAAUACCAUUUCUUUUCUUUUUUUAAAAGAUAUUUAUUAGAAGUUUAAAAAUUACAGAAAAAAGAAAAAAGGAAAACAAUAAAAGGUUUAACAGGACAUACACCAUAAUACAUAAAAUGAAAAACACAAAAAAGCAAUACAACAAUACAACAAAAGAAACAGAAACACUAAAACACACAUCCAAUAUUCCAUAUCUUUACCUUUCAUUUACUUGUUUCAUCGACCUCACACCUCCCUUUUUUGUAUUCUAGUACAAUUAACUAUUUCAGCAAAUUCUUUCCAUCAUUCUCAAUUUUUGUUCUAUAAUUUAUCUUAACGGUCUAACCUUAAAUUUUUCCAUUUUGGCCCAUUAUCAAUCAGCUUUUACUUAAUUCUUUAUUACAUUUCUGCUAAAACCAUAUAACUUCAUUCCAGCAUCCUUCUAGCAUUCAUUAAUUU
Molecule: messenger RNA, 4106 nt
Organism: Podarcis lilfordi (Lilford's wall lizard)
Lineage: Eukaryota; Metazoa; Chordata; Lepidosauria; Squamata; Lacertidae
Source: the annotation of a GenBank genome assembly